Molecule: messenger RNA, 2018 nt
Organism: Sphaerulina musiva SO2202
Lineage: Eukaryota; Fungi; Ascomycota; Dothideomycetes; Mycosphaerellales; Mycosphaerellaceae
Exons: 2
Coding region: 78-1601 (507 amino acids)
Cellular component (GO): cytoplasm; nucleus
Source: RefSeq, a predicted model, not a curated record
CCCUCCCUCUUCACUUCUCCCACGCCGGUGACAGCAACAUUAUCACCACAGACCCUGUCCGACAGACAGCGCCCGCCAUGACCGACUCACCGUACCAGCGCAUUCCGCUGGACCCCAAAGAACAGCCCAUCCUCGAUCGCGUGCUCAUCAUUCGCGACCAUUUGUCGCUGAUGAAGAGCGACCGCUCGACAUACGUCAAGUCGGUCGAUGUCCAGAAAUACUACGACCAGCUCAUCGAACAAGUUGAGCUGCUCAAUCGCAUACGCCAGGACCAGGACAAGCGCCGAGAUCUGAACCGAGUGGACACCGUCUUGGAUGACUGUUUCCGCCUCAUAUCGCUCUUCUUCCUGACCAUAGGUCGCAAUCGCGAGGCUCCAGCCAUCUAUUCUUGCGUAAGUACCGUGGAUCGUCUGUUGAACCACCUCAGGGAGGCCGGCUUUUAUCUAGCGUACGACUUGAAAAGUAUAGAUGAGCAUUUGAAUAAGUGGGAGCAGACGAUUAAGAAGGGCAGGGAGGAGCAUGGACACUCGGAGCAUAUCCUAACGCUUUUGUCUGCGAGGAUUGAGGUGUGUAAGAAGACUUUGGAAGAAUUGAAGGUGCCGUUGUCGCAGUUGGAGGGGGAAAUGAUGGCAACGUAUGAGAAGUUGGUGAGCAUCUUGCGGAGCUUGAGUGCGUGUAACUCGAGGUCGAGAUUCCCGGAGAAGGAGGUCAAGGACUUUGAGAAUCAAUUGAUGGAAAUUCAACACCAGCUUCAUGCUGAGCGCGACCCGCAUGAGGGCAAAACAGCGCAGGAGGUGUAUGCCGAGAGAUUGCGACUGAUCCAGGAAUGCCCAACCGGCGUCAAGGACUCUGAGACUACCGUCAAGAGCCUGCUUGCUCGGUGCCUGUUGUGGGUUGAGAUCAUUCAAGAAAAGAGAGGCAGCAUCGAUCCCAACUUCAAGGAAACUUUCGACAAGUUGCUCAAGAUCAAGAAUGCGCUCGAGCACAUGAUGCUUACCCAGGCCUGGUCCCUGCGUGAGACUGAUCUCUAUGAUUAUCAACGACAGCUGGACCGAAUCGAUGAGAGCAGGAUUAACGGCAACUUCGUUGACGGCAAUGGAAACGCGGCUGACCUUCACGCGCAACGAUCAUUGCUUUACCUCCUGCGGAAGUCCUACGCUUUCAUCUACCAGUACAUCAUCACUUCAGAGCCUGUCUCAGAAGCCCUUCUGCCAAUAUACAACCAGCUACAGACUCUCAAGCGCUGCCUCAUCGAGGUCCAGAAGGCUGGUGGCGUCGACUCUCCGCGCGAGCUGUAUCCGUAUAGCAUGAAACUGAACAGCAUCGACAACAUGAAGAAGGAUGGCAAGUUCAUGAUUGGUAACGAUAUCCCUGAAGGCCAGGGCUCCGUGUCCGCUUUGCUCGCAGAGUGCUUCGAUCUGGCAUAUGAGCUGCGAAACGAAGCAGACGAGAGGAACGAACAUCCUGCCCAGGAGGAGAUCAACGGCGUUGGUCAUCGGACGCAAAAGGACGUCAACCCUGCUGACCAUCUGGACGAGCACAAGAUGAACGAGAGUGGGCCCGGGCUGGGACUGGAGAGAAUCACGACGCGCGAAGGCUAGAAUCCUUGCAAGUCCUUGGGCUCCCAGAGUGCAUUGGAUGAGGCGUGCUAUCGAAAUCAGUUGUGCAAGACUGACUCUGCGGAGAGCUGCGCAAGUGGCGCACUGCAGAUGAAGCUCAAUGAGUAACGAUGGAGCUCAAGUAGCAGAGGUGGCACGGGUGUCCGGAACGGAAUCACCAGUCGCGAGGUGCUAUGAAGUGUUCUAUGGGCGUUUCCAACGAAGAGGUUGCUUUUAUGGAAAUGAUUGAGACGUGUGCAAGACGGAAGACGGGCGUGUGAAUACGUUUUCGCAAUUUCUUUUGCCCUUGGGAAUAGCGGCGGCAGUCUCCUCCGCAUUCAUACGGCAUGGACACAACUCGAAAGCAUACAGAAUGGUCUGCGCAGUCGCAGCUAGCUCAGAUGAAAUGAUGAGUCUCUU